Molecule: messenger RNA, 1329 nt
Organism: Botrytis deweyae
Lineage: Eukaryota; Fungi; Ascomycota; Leotiomycetes; Helotiales; Sclerotiniaceae
Exons: 1
Coding region: 1-1329 (442 amino acids)
Source: RefSeq, a predicted model, not a curated record
AUGCUUUCCGAAGGACUGUUCAAUACAACGGUCUGUCCAUCCCAAACUCUCGUCUGCGGCUGGGUAUCGAGCCCUAAUACCCGAGGGACGAUCAAUAUUAUUUGGAGCUCCCUGAGCACUAUCUGGCUGUGUACAUGGACCGCUUUGUGUUUGAACAUACCGGAACAGCAAAGCUCACGAGGCUGGCGCAUGAUGUUAUACAAAUUCCGAUGGCAGAUGUUCGCCGUCUUCUUUCCGGAGGUUCUCGUUGCUCUAGCAGCCGAACAAUGGAUAUCUGCAAAGCAAUCUGUCCGCACAUUUAGGGAGUUAGGUCAUAAUGAUUGGACGAUCAGACACGGAUUCUUCGCUGAUAUGGGUGGGAUAAUCGUAGCACCCAAAGACUCAGACCACUUUGCAAUCGAUAGCUAUCAACUGGCACACUUGAUCAGAAACAAUCACAUAUCGCUUCCUCCGAUUGACAUCAACGAUAUUCGAGCUGUGAAUAAAGCUGAUGGGCUCGCAAGAGCAGUAACUAUGGCUCAGAUGGCAUGGUUCUGUAUGGCAUGUCUCGGUCGGAGCAUAGAAGGACUCAACAUUACCCCAGUGGAGCUCGAAACCUUAGCUUUUAUUCUUUGUACCACGCACACAUUCUUCUUCUGGUGGAACAAACCGCUCGAUCCAGCCAGACCUUUGAUUUUGUCUUUAAAUGAGACUACCGAAGAACUCUGCAUGCCAGGCCACGAUCCGGAAAGCUUCGAGCGAACGCCGCUAGAUUUUGUAAGGCCAGCACCAGACUCGAAAAGUCUUAUUGCUCCGUUUUGGUUUGGGCUCAAGGCUACUUUCAAUGUGCAGCAAUACUUACGACCGAUUAAGCGUCCAAUAACACCAACAAUAGCACGUAAGACAAUUUCCAAUAGCACGAUUCACCCAGCUGAGGGAAUCGGGUGGAUUCUCACACUGUAUUUGAUAUUUUUCCAGGCUAUGUUCUAUGGGCUUCACAUCGGUGUUGCAUGGAAGAUUCCUUUCCCAACUCAUCUAGAAUUCUCGAUCUACGAGCUCGCAAAUAUUGUGGAUUUCGGGUUAAUCGUCAUGUUUAUUCUGGCUUUACCGCUUGGGGCGCACUUUGCACCUUUCAUUGGAAGAGUAGUUUUCAAGAAAGAGGCCUCAACUGUUUUAGAGGUAGCUGCUAUGUUGCCACCUUGGGGAAAGCUACUUGUCCAUGGACCAUUUGUCAUUGGGUAUAUCAUAGCAAGAGUCUUGGUCUUAGGAGAGAGUGUUGUCGCUUUGAGGGCAAUGCCUGAUAUCAUAUUCCAAGACCUCGAUUGGUCGAACUUUUUACCUCACAUUUAG